This is a messenger RNA of Brassica rapa (field mustard), 2502 nucleotides long. RefSeq names its product beta-1,2-xylosyltransferase XYXT1. NCBI's taxonomy places the organism in Eukaryota, Viridiplantae, Streptophyta, Magnoliopsida, Brassicales, Brassicaceae. The record is from RefSeq and is a predicted model, not a curated record. Gene Ontology annotation, molecular function: glycosyltransferase activity.
AUGGUUAUGAAAACGACAGAGAGAAGCUAUUCUGUGGCAGCAGUUGCCUUGGUCAUCGUUAUGGCUUUGUAUCUUGUUGCUCUAUUCUCCACCGUGUCCGACCUUAAGUUGAUUCCUUCGCUAAGUUUGUCUCAAGGCAUGUUUCAACAAACAUGGGAAUCAAUAAAAAUCGACAAGCCUCCACAAGAUACGACUUCAUCAACAAUCAUAUGUGAUCGAUCCGACACUAACUACGAUCUCUGUUCAAUCAACGGCUUAUGUCAUCUCGACAUCAGAAACCAAACCAUCACUCUCAUGGACCCCACUUUUGCCGCAUCAGCACCGAUUGUUGAGAAGAUCAGACCAUACCCAAGAAAGGCAGAUAACUGGAUCAUGUCCAAAAUUCAAGAACUAACACUGACCUCAGGUCCAAUGGGCCUAACCAGAUCAUGUGACAUAACACAUGAUUCGCCGGCUAUUGUUUUCAGCGCUGGAGGUUACACCGGAAACAUCUAUCACGAUUUCAUGGAUGGUUUCAUUCCGCUUUUCAUCACGGCCAAUGUGAUCUACCCCGACCGCGAUGUCAUCCUCGUGGUAGCUAAUCCUAGGGAAUGGUGGAUGCCGAAAUACAUGGAAGUUUUAGGUGCGUUUAGCAAACACAAACCCAUAUUACUCGAGAAUGAAAAUGCGUCUGUUACACAUUGUUUCACUUCAGCUACCGUGGGUCUAAUCUCACAUGGGCCUAAAGCAAUAAACUCGACCCGACUACCCAAUUCAAAAUCAUUAGAGGACUUUCACAACCUUCUAGACAAAGCCUUCAACACAAAUAUACCCACUUUCAAAAUCCAAAAGCCUCGUCUCAUAUUGAUCAGUCGAUAUGGCAACAUUGGUAGGGUGAUAUUAAACGAGGAGAAGGUCAAAGAGAUGCUUGAAAACGUUGGGUUCGAGGUAAUCACAUUUAGACCAACGGGAACGACGAGCAUGAGAGAAGCGUAUGAACUUAUAAAGUCGAGUCAUGGGAUGGUCGGGGUUCAUGGUGCAGCAUUAACCCAUUUGUUGUUUCUUAGACCCGGUUCGGUUUUCGUUCAGGUUGUUCCCGUUGGAGUAGGUUGGGUGGCUAAUUGUUACGGAUCGCCUGCUAAAGCAAUGAAGUUGGAGUAUAUGGAGUAUUCUAUUGAUGUGGAAGAAAGUAGUUUGGUAGAGAAGUAUAGUAGAGAUGAUUUGGUUUUGAAAGAUCCUAUUGCUUUUAGCAGGAAGGAUUGGGGUGUGACUAAAAAAGUUUAUCUAAAAGAACAAGAUGUUAGAUUAGAUGUGAACCGGUUUAGGAAUCAUAUGAAUAAAGCGUACGAGAAAGCUAAACUGUUUAUGGAUUUAAACGGUUGAGUUGAUUAUACGUUUAUGUUUAUCGUAAUGGUUUGUAAUAUCUGAGUACAAAAUGUCUUUUAUAUAUACAUUUAUCCAUUUAUUUGAUGGUCAGUUCUACGUUUAUUAUACGUUGAAUGAAUACAUUUAUCCAUUAUUUGAUGGUGAGUUGAUUAUACGUUUACGUUUAUUAUACGUUGAAUGAAUAUACGUAUAUUCUUAUAAAUUAAUAAUGAAUCACAAAUAUGAUUCAGCCCAAGAAGGCAAAAUCAAAAUAUGAUUUGAAUAAAAGUGAACCAAAACUAAAUUGAAAUUCAGAUUUAGCAUCGUUUGGCCAAACAUGAAGCUGUUGUUUUGAAAUCAUUUGUAGUCCUCUGCUGAGCUAAGAUGGUCCAAUGAUUGUCUAAAUUCAUAUUUGAUUCAGUACUUGACUAACAUGAUUUAUGAGUUUCAUUAUGUGUCUUGUGUUCAUAAGCUUUGUUAUUUAUUGAGUUUUAAUAUUUUGGGGGCUAAUGAACCUGUUUUGUUUCACGGUUACUCAAUUAUCACAAGUUUCUAUGGAUGGAAACUCAGGCAAAUUACAAUUUCAGAAGGUAUAUAUUCUUCCAUGUUGGAAUCUUUUGUGUUAAAUUAAGCUUUAGAAUGUAAUGUAAAAGCAAGAUUCAAGAUUUUGUACAUGAGGAAAUGCACAGUUACGUGUAUACAUUUUGGCUAUUCUGAUACUAGUUAAAUUGUGGAUGAAGUUUAUCAUUGUAAUUAACAAUGAAGUUUAUUAUUGUAAUAACAAUGCUUGUACACUCUUAACAUGUUUACCAAAAAAAAAACAAUGCUUGUACAAAAAUGGAAUCUUUCAUUGGAGAUGGUACCGUAUAAAUCCUGAUUAUGACAAAUCAGUUUGGUGCAUUUAUAACAUUAAGUAGAUUGUACCACAAAUCACUCAUAAAUAGCCACAAAAUUAAAGAACAAUCAUCCCCUUCAUACACAUUACAAAAGCUUAGAACUGUCAAGAACAAACACAAAGCUUGUCCAAUUUUGUCAAACACUAAACAAGAUUCAAUAUACAAACUUGCUUUAUCAUACAAAAAGCCCCAAACUUUUCAAACACUGACCUUUAAAACCUCCACGAUCAUCAUCAUUAAUCAGAAAUUGCUGUAAGCUACA